Molecule: messenger RNA, 1659 nt
Organism: Haliaeetus leucocephalus (bald eagle)
Lineage: Eukaryota; Metazoa; Chordata; Aves; Accipitriformes; Accipitridae
Gene: PAOX
Product: polyamine oxidase (exo-N4-amino)
Exons: 7
Coding region: 1-1659 (552 amino acids)
Molecular function (GO): polyamine oxidase activity
Source: RefSeq, a predicted model, not a curated record
AUGCUGCUCGGCAAGGCGAAGUGGCGGGUGCUCCCCCAGGGGUCCCGGCUGGGAGCACCCCCGUACCUGCACCCCAGCCCCGCCGGGGUGGGCAGGAGGCAGGGGCAGCAGCGGGGCAGAGACCACCGCCGGCAAAGAAAACCACCCGGCAGCCUCGGGGACGGAGAGCUUUAUUCGUGCCCACAACGGCUCGGAAAGGACCGGCGAGCGGGAGCUCUGGGGCAUAUGCCCUGGAGGGCAACUGCUCGCCCGCGGGACCGCUGCCAGCGCCGGCGGCUCUCCCCCGCAUCGGGGCUGGUGGAGAUGGGGGCACACUGGAUCCACGGCCCCUCGCCGGGGAACCCCGUCUUCCGCCUGGCCACCCGCUACGGCCUGCUGGGCCCGGAGGCUGCCCGGGAGGAGAACCAGCAGGCGGAGGCGGGGGGCCACCCCCCGCUGCCCUCCGUCACCUACGGCAGCUCAGGGAGGGUGCUGAGCUCCCAGGUGGUAAGCGAAGCCCGUGACCUCUUCAACACCCUUCUGGCCUCCGCCCGCGCUUUUUGCGGGUCCGAGGAGCCGCCGGCACCCAGCGUGGGACAGUACCUGCGGACGGAGAUCGCCCGGAGGGUCCCCGCUUUGGGAAGGGGCGAGGAGGACGCCCAGCGGCUCCAGCUGGCCGCCCUCGCCGCCUGCUUCAAGCUGGAGUGUUGCAUCAGCGGAACCCACAGCAUGGACCUGGUGGCCCUGGAGCCCUUCGGGGAGUACGUCUCCCUGCCUGGCCUGGACUGCACCUUCCCAGGCGGCUACAGCGGCUUGCCCGAUCACAUGCUCUCGGCUCUGCCAGAGGGCACCGUCCUGCUCAGCAAGGCAGUGAGGACUAUCUGGUGGCAAGGGUCCUUCCGCGAGGAAGGGGACGAGGCCAGGGACUUCCCCGUCCGAGUGGAGUGUGAGGACGGAGACACCUUCCUCGCCGACCACGUCAUCAUCACCGUCCCGCUGGGUUUCCUCAAGGAACGCCACCAGGACUUCUUCCAGCCUCCCCUGCCCAAGCGGAAAGCAGAGGCCAUUCGCCGCCUGGGUUUCGGCACCAACAACAAGAUCUUCCUGGAGUUCGAGCAGCCUUUCUGGGAACCCGAGCAGCAGCUCCUUGAAGUGGUGUGGGAGGACGAGUCGCCCCUCGAGGAGCCCAGUGCCAACCUGGAGGCCACCUGGUUCAAAAAGCUCAUUGGAUUCGUGGUCCUCCAACCGCCGGAGCAGCACGGGCACGUCCUCUGUGGCUUCAUCGCGGGGGAGGAGUCGGAGUACAUGGAGACGCUGAGUGAUGCGGAGGUUCUCAGCACCAUGACUCGUGUCCUCCGCACGCUGACAGGGAACCCGCACCUGCCCGCUCCCAGGAGCAUGCUUAGGUCCCGGUGGCACAGUGCUUCCUACACCCGGGGCUCCUACAGCUACGUGGCCGUUGGCAGCUCAGGGGACGACAUUGACGUGCUGGCUCAGCCCCUGCCUGAGGACCCCAAGGACCCCAGGCCUCUGCAGCUCCUCUUCGCCGGCGAGGCCACCCACCGCACCUUCUACUCCACCACCCAUGGAGCUCUGCUGUCGGGCUGGCGAGAGGCUGAGCGCCUCAACCAGCUCUUCAAGGCACUUGCCCCGCUCCUCAGCUCUGAGGUGGCAAAAUAA